AUGACACUUACGGAGACAACUCAGGCUUUAAUCGAAACGAACGAGGAACGACGUAUACAGGAACUGAUAGCUGCCUCUCAGAAACUACUGAGUCAAACCACACAACCACCAACUCCCACUGCUACAGCUACUUCAGGUUUUAAUUUUCGACCGGAAUCUGUUGGUCAAGAUAAACAGCAUUUGCGCCCAAGGAAACCGAAAACUAAGACGAGCACCGAAAAUUUAAAGUUUGGAGACGCUUCCGACAUAUCCUUACCUAUAUCGCGUAACACCUCAACUCCUUCUCUAGUUAGCAUGACAAGUAGUCCGACCCCAUUCAAUCAUGGUUCAGCCGUCGGCGGUAACAACAAUAUAAGUAGUGGACCGAACUUAAGUACUGUUGGGUCACCAACUCCACAGAGUAAUGCUACGAGGGGCGACAAAAAGUUUCUUAAAGAAAGAUCUGAACGCGAAAUACCAAUGGGACCUCCUGAGCUGAUGAAAGAUCCUACUUCAGAUUCCUUUUCCUCUCAUGCUUACAGUUGGCCUAUUAUUUUUGCAGUCGUGCCUCCGAUGGGUGCUCUCGUUUAUGGUAAAUCGGAUGUGUGGAGUGACUUUUUAUUAUUGCUCUUGAUUGCCUUCUACUUAUAUAACAUUAUCAAAGUGCCUUGGGAAUUAUAUUAUGCAGCAAGAUCAAGACGUGUAAUGAAUGAUAAUAUCCCUGAACAGACGGCAGAUCCGGCACAAGAGAACCAACGGAACAAUGCUGCAAAAGAACUUCGUCGACAAGAAGCCUGGGCAUUGUUAUUAGUAGUAGCAUCGCCAAUAAUUGGUGGAUAUGCUUUACAUUGUGCAAAAAUGUAUUUGACCGAUUACGACAAAUAUAUUUCUCAUUUCAACAUCGUACUUUUCGUGCUUGCCGCUGGUAUUCGUCCUUUGAUGCAUAUUGCUAAACUUGCAAAGAAUAGAACCUUGCAUCUACAGGAACAAGUUCAUUAUCCAAGCACUGAAGUAGAAUUACUAAAAAGACGUGUACAACAUCUGGAAUAUGAAUUCUCUCAGUUACGUCGUGGAUAUGCAACAAAACGGGAUGUAAUUAAUAUCAAAGAUGACUUUGAACCGACAAUCUCUCAACUAAAUAAAGCUGUUAGGAGAAAUGAAAAAAAAGAACAAUAUCUCAGAAGUUACUCAGAAGAAAGAUUCACGUAUCUGGAAAAUAAGUUGCGAGAAUUUGAUACAUUCAUUACUUACAAAUUACAAGAGGAACAAGCCACAAGUUUGUCACGUAAUAUGAUGCAAGCGAUGUUUUUGCCUCUCAACAUUACUUUUACCGUGUUUGGCUAUGCAAAAUAUUUUCUACCGCGGUCAUUAAGGGGAGCAAGACAGACACCAAUGUUACAACCUGCCUCCAAUUCGGAUGAUGAUGAUAAAGCUCGACUAAAUGAUGACACGACACAUCAACAAACAAAUUCCGGAAGCCUUCAAAAGUAUUAA
Messenger RNA from Acaulospora morrowiae, 1473 nucleotides. Lineage: Eukaryota; Fungi; Glomeromycota; Glomeromycetes; Diversisporales; Acaulosporaceae. The record is from the annotation of a GenBank genome assembly.